Molecule: messenger RNA, 1317 nt
Organism: Haliotis rufescens (red abalone)
Lineage: Eukaryota; Metazoa; Mollusca; Gastropoda; Lepetellida; Haliotidae
Exons: 1
Coding region: 1-1317 (438 amino acids)
Biological process (GO): deoxyribonucleotide biosynthetic process
Cellular component (GO): cytosol
Molecular function (GO): ribonucleoside-diphosphate reductase activity, thioredoxin disulfide as acceptor
Source: RefSeq, a predicted model, not a curated record
AUGUCACUGUUGAAUGAUAAAGACUUUGAGGAACUGAUACCACCCUCUCUCAAUCUGUUUAUUUUACCUCCAUACCAGACCAGCAUCCAUCAACAUUAUGUUGAUGAGGUGCGUCCACUCAGUCAAAUCAAUGAUUCUUCACCGUUGGAAUUUCAAGUAACGAAUGCUGGAAGGGAUUACAUUGACCUGAACCGUACCCGCAUACAUGUGAAGCUCAAGGUGAAACAUGCAGAUGGCACUGAUCUUGAUGACAAGGAACAUAUUGUCCCUGUCAACUUGUUUCUGCAGGCUCUCUUUUCCCAGGUGUCAGUGUAUCUGCAGAAUCAGUUGGUAUCUUCUACAAACAACCAUUAUGCUUACAAGAGCAUGAUGAAAACUCUACUCAACUAUGGAACAGAAGCUAAAACUUCACAGCUGUCAUCUCAACUCUUCUACAAAGAUGUGUCUGAAUCUAUCAAUGAUGUAGAAUCGACCGAUCCCUACACUGGUCUCAAUACAGGAGUGCAAUCUCGUGGUGGCUUCAUUAAUAAUAGUAAAGUCUUGACCAUGUCGGGGCCAUUGUAUGAAGAUAUCUUUCACAUGAACAGACAUUUAGUCAAUGGAGUGGAUUUGACAAUGAAGCUGUACCGCUCCUCACCCCAGUUCUGUUUGAUGAGUGGCAAAACAGGUCAAGAUUACAAGGUAGAAAUUCUGGAUACCUACCUGAAGGUGUGUAAACUGAAAGUCAAUCCAGCUCUUAUUUUGGCUCACAACACCUUGUUUCAAGACAGCAAUGCUCUGUAUCCUUACACCAAAAGCGAGGUCAAGGUGACAAGCAUCCCCACCACUCAACUGACACAUACCAUUGACAAUCUGUCAAAUCCUAUUGCUAAUCGUUACAUUGUAGGCUUUGUACUCAGCAACAGCUUGAAUGGAUCUUACACUGGUAACCCCUACAACUUCCAAUCUAGUAUGGUGAAAAACAUCAGCCUGUACAUCAAUGGUGCCAGUGUCCCCGGACGUCCCAUGCAGGCAGAUGAUGUUGAGUCCUAUGUGCAGAUGUUUGAUGGGAUGUGUCUGUGGAAAGAAAAUACGGGAAACGGAAUCACUCGGAGCGACUUUUUGCUUGGGAGUGCCCUGUUCGUCUUUGACAUUGAUAAAGUAUGCAGUGAUAAAGUAUGCAGUGAAACCGACUAUCUGAAUCUGUUGAAAUCUGGUAGCACCCGAUUAGAAAUCGAGUUCAAAAACGCCCUCACUGAAACACUCAGUUGUGUUGUUCUGAGUGAAAGAAAUUCCCUCAUUGAAAUUGACAAGACCAGGAACGUGUUUGUGAAGUAA